Molecule: messenger RNA, 1187 nt
Organism: Vespa crabro (European hornet)
Lineage: Eukaryota; Metazoa; Arthropoda; Insecta; Hymenoptera; Vespidae
Product: zinc finger HIT domain-containing protein 2
Exons: 4
Coding region: 11-1144 (377 amino acids)
Source: RefSeq, a predicted model, not a curated record
UCAAACAAUUAUGAAUUAUCUUGGUGAAAAUGACAAUGAACAAUAUUGUAAAUUAUGUAACAAAAAUACUAAAAUUUAUACUUGUCCUAAAUGUGAGAUAGGUUAUUGUAGUUUAAGUUGUUAUAAAUCAGAAAAACAUUUAGAUUGUACAGAAAGUUUUUACAAGGAGUGCGUUGAAGAUGAACUUAAAUCUUCUCAAUAUGAUCCUGAAACUAAAAAAAAGAUGCUUAGUAUUCUUAAUAGGAUGCAUGAACAAAAUUUAGAAAAUGAUACGUUUCUAGAUAAUGAAGAUGAAGAAUUAGAUUCGGAUGAAGAAUUAGAUUCAGACGAUGAGACAAAUUUACCCGAUUUAGAGGAAAGAAUAAAAGGUAUAGAUUUGGAUAAUCCUGAUGAAAUAUGGGCAGUGUUAAGUAAUAAUGAGAAACAACAAUUUAAAGCUUUAGUAAAAAGCGGAGAAGCAUCUAAAUUGUUGCCACCAUGGAUACCAUGGUGGGUGAUUUAUAAAAAACCAUUGAUAGAAAGUUUAGAAACGACUGAAGAAACUAAACAAAACGAUAAACAUGAAAGAAAAUAUCCAGCGAUAAUAGAUGUUCAAUCAUUUAAUCAACAAAAGGUGGUUUCUUCAGAAAUAUUAUGUUGUACCAUCAUUAAUGUGAUUUAUGCUUAUACAUAUAUAGCACUUUAUUACAAUGGUGAUUAUUUAAACUUUGCGGAAGAAGCGAGUAAUAAUUUUCUUAGUAUCUGUGACACCAUGAGGAUAAACAAAAUAUUUGAUAAUGAAUUAUCUGCCCUUCAAUCUGUUAUGCAAAAUGUCAUGCAAAUAGAAUAUUUACCAAAAGAUGAUCGGACAUUGGAAGACUUUGUUGAGGCUGCUAUUUCUAUAAUAAGAAAUCCAGAAAAAGUAAAAGAUACAUUGCAUACAUGUGCCGCUCUUUCUGAACUUUGGCGAUUGUUAUCGACCGUGCGAAAAGAAAUAAAAAUUAAUAAGCAUAAAACAACGGAAGAACAAUUUUCAAAAAAAUCUACUCAACAUAACGAAGUAAAAAAUAGUAAUCUUUCAAGAAAAAUGUUAUUUGCGUGUAUGAAGAAAUUAGAAUUUUAUGUGUCAUGGAUCAAAUCUUACGGCAAAAAUAUAUUCACAUGAAAUGUACAAAUUUUUGUAAUAAAUAAAUUAAUUGUUAUGGAAA